GGCGGCGGAUGGGGACCGGAGCGGACGCUGCUGCUGUGGCGCCGGUGGCUCCCGGUGCUGCUGUCUGAGCCCGGAGCUCCGGCGACGGCGGCGGCAGCGACGGCAGCCUCCUCUCCGGGUCUCCGGCCCGGCCUCCUCGCGGCCCCACCCCCGUCCCCACCCAGCCAGGUCUGGGCGAGCGGCAGCCCAGCGGAAGCGGCAGUCGGAGGAGCGGCGGCGCCGCGCACGGAGCCCGCAGACAUGAGGUCGGUUAGUACUACCUGCUGCCCGGGCGCGGCGGCGGCGGCGGAGGGAGAAGGGAGCCUUUGUUGUCUGGGCUGCGGGGGCCGGGAUUUCGGGGAGGGGGGUGGCGCCGUCUGGGUUCCCCGUGGGCCUCCGCCCCGAGGAAGGAGCAAGCGGGGAAACGGGAGGCGGCACGCCGAGGCUGCUCCGAAGAAAGGAGCGCGGCUGCACCCGGGUCCCCGCCCUCCCGUCGAGGCUGCAACCAGCGCAGAUUUUUUUUUCUGGGGAGGGGGGACCUAGAACAUUGGGGGAUGCUGUUUUGGAGAACCUAGAAAAUUGGGGGUUGCUGUUUUGGGGGACCUGGAACAUUGGGGGUUGCUGUUUUGGGGGACCUGGAACAUUGGGGGUUGCUGUUUUGGGGGACCCGGAACAUUGGGGGUUGCUGUUUUGGGGGACCUGGAACAUUAGGGGGUUGCUGUUUUGGGGGACCUGGAACAUUGGGGGUUGCUGUUUUGGGGGACCUGGAACAUUGGGGGUUGCUGUUUUGGGGGACCUGGAACAUUGGGGGUUGCUGUUUUGGGGGACCCGGAACAUUGGGGUUGCUGUUUUGGGGAACCUAGAAAAUUGGGGUUGCUAUUUUGGGGAACCUAGAACAUUGGGGGUUGCUGUUUUGGGGCAGCCCCCUUCCCACAUUACGCGGUUUUCCUGGUUCCUUUUGUAACCGCUUGGGAGAGAGGUGCACGUGGCAAAGAUUACUACCCCCCUCCAAAACACAGAAACUGUUAGAAGCUUCUUUUUAAAAUGGGGGGGGGGGUCGUUUCUGCCCUCUGUUUGAAGCCCAAUCGAGCGUGUUUUCCGGAAGUGGGGAAAUGUUCCCCCAAAAGGAGGAGAGAUUGGCACUCCCCCGCCCCCCACUUUGGAAGAGGCAAGAGAUGAUACAAUCAACCCCCCCCCCAAAAAAAAUCCUGUUGUCGGAAUGACUGUGGACACACGCAGCCCAUGGGGUUGAAUGGGGGCACCCCAAGUUGAUGUCUGAAGCCACGCCCUUCCGUGUGACUUCAUCGCUCGCCCCCCCCUUGAGAUAAGGGGGGAGACUUCCAGGACGGCAGCGGAGUUUGUUGGGGAGUUCCUCCGGGGGGAGGGAAACGAGCCACGCCCCGGGCAAGGGGGGAGCAGGAAGAGAUAAGGAUAGAUUUGCCCCACAGCUGCCUCGUGUCCUCCAUAAGUGGGGCGGGGGAGGGUUGUGAGGAAUGCAAUUUCUUUCCCAGGGGGUUGUGAAUGCAUUUCGCGUUGGGCUGGGAGUUUUAAGUUUUUGGGGGGCGGAGGGGGCAUUUCCUAGUUAUGCAAUAGAGGACUGAAGGUCAGGGUUUGGGGUGGGGGCUGCAAGGGGUCAAGUCGAAGGGGGGAGCGACACCUCUGAUCUCUUGGGAGUGGAGAGGAACCUCAAAGGUUGGUUUCUGUGAUCCGUGCAAGCGACUUAGUUCCUUACAACCCCACACCUAAGGAACAAAUAACCCCCCCCCUUUAAGGACACAGGAAGUUGUUUUCUCCCAGGAGGGCAUUCCUGAGAGGGGGGUGGCUCCGCCCCUCUGAUGGGACAGGGAAAGUGAUCUUUCCUGGAGCCCAAGACCCUUCCCGAAUUUGGGGUGCUGGUCCGGCGGGUCCCAGAGGUUCUGGCCAAUGCUGGACAUCCGAUAAGCGGUCAGUCCUCUUGAAUAGAUCUUUGUCUGAAGAUGACCGGACUGGCUUUAGGUACCAUUGCGUCCCCUUCUCAGGUAUUGCAAGGGGGUGAGGGGCACCCCCAAAGCUCAAUCUCUCUUCCCCUUGCAAUCCUGGCCCUGAUCCUGCCCCCGUUGUGCCCCCUUUGCUCCUUUCCUCAAGUUGAGGGGGGACACACCAAAGACCCCCACCUACCUCCACGUCUCUCUCAGUGAAUACAGGUUUGGAAUUGUAAACCUAUUUCAAGGCAGUUUAUCUGAAGGUUGUCCGGGCUCAAGCUGCCCCCAAAUCUUAAAUCUUAAGUCUCAGGUAGGUCUUAAGCCCUCCCACCUCAUUUUCUGCGUCCUGGGACUUGCGAGGUAGUGCUUUUGAGCACGUGCAGAGUGUUUCCCCCUGCUUCGUUGACAUAGUGUGAUAAUUUCUGAGCCUAACGGGGAGGGUUCUGAGGUCAAGAGGGGAGAGAGACAGGCAGCCCCCCUCCUUCAGAAAUUAGGCUGACGAGGAGGCGCUGGCGGUCAGUAGGCCUGCAGGAGUUCAUCCUGAGUCGGCAGUUUUCAGAGAUUCCUCCCCGGCUCCCAUCCCCGAGUCACCAGAUUAUAGAAUUAUAGAACUGCAGAGUUGGAAAGUACCAGCCGUUCCAAACCAAGGGAAGAGGCAGUGUGGCGUAGUGGUUAGAGCAGUAGACUACAACUCCCAUCAUCCCUAGCUAGCUAGUGGGAUGAUGGGAAUUGUAGUCCCAAAACAGCUGGAGACUCCAGUUUGGGGAAACACUGGCGUUGGCGUGUCAGACCAGGGUUCGAACCCCCACUCGGCCACUGAGUGUCACCUUGGGGGGGGUCCAUUCACUGCCUCCUAGCCUGAUGUACCUCGCAGGGUUGUUGUGGGAGUGAAAUGAGAAGGUUGGCCGACCAUAUCUUGAGUUCCUUGAAGAAAAAGCUGGGGUGUAAAUGCCGUUCUCCCCUCGCCUCCUUAAUCCAGCGGAAAGCUGUUUCUGUGGCCCCGAUCCCCUAAAAGCAAAAGGAAGUGAACUGUAGGGGAAGUAGAUUCAGAUCAAGCACAGGGCCCUAUGAUAUGCUUUAUCUAUAAGCCAAACUCUAGUUGCUGUACUGCAAUUUUUUAUUUUUAUUUUUUAAAAGGGCAGCCCCUGCCUGCAGCCUUACAAUACAAGAAGGAAAAGUUGAGGUGGGGUUGUGGGGGAGGCAGGGUGUGUUUUGCAGGUUAAGCAACCCGGAAGAGGUCAGUUUGUCAUCUUCGCUGCAAGAGACAUGGAGUGCAGUGACGCCUUAAAGGCUGACAAGAUUUAUCGCUGCCUGGGCUGCCCUCAUCAGCAUCACCACCGAAUUAGUCAGCCUUGAAGGGCUCGCAGAGUUCUUGGUCUCAGUAGGAGGAAAUGCAGAGAAAGGGAGCGUGUAGUACUUGGGGGGUGUCCCAAAGUGGGGGUGGGCAGGAUUCCUUGUUGGGGGGUGUCGCUGGAGGUGCAAAUGACCACCAGACUUUGAAAAGCUGGUGUCCCGGGAGCAAGCCCAAGAACUUGGUUCAGAUGAAUCAAACUAAAUAGUUUUAUUUGGGUUCUGAAUAAAUGUGCCGUUCACUCCUUUGAGUUUUAUUUUAUUAUUCUCUUCCAUCACGGGCAGUGCGAACCGCUAUUCUGAAUAAUGCCUUUUAUAGAAUGCUGGGGGUGAGUUUAUGGGACCAAGCGGGCGGUGUGUGACCCCCAGAAUUUUGGAAACGGCUGGUGUAGUAGGACAUACUUGGAGGAUUUCGGAGAAAAGUCCUGUCUGGUGUUUUGCGCAAUCUGGAGACAAGGAUCCCUCUGGCAUUGAGGUUUCCCUGGGAUGGGAAGGAAGGGAGUUGUGGGUGGUUGUUGGCUAGGUUUUCCCCGGGGUAAGGUAAAGGUAAAGGGACCCCUGACCAUUAGGUCCAGUCGUGACCGACUCUGGGGUUGCGGCGCUCAUCUCGCUUUUUUGGCUGAGGGAGCUGGCGUACAGCUAUUGUGGCCAGCAUGACUAAGCCGCUUCUGGCGAACCAGAGCAGCACAUGGAAAUGCCGUUUACCUUCCCGCCGGAGCGGUACCUAUUUAUCUACUUACACUUUGACGUGCUUUCGAACUGCUAGGUUGGCAGGAGCAGGGACCGAGCAAAGGGAGCUCACCCCAUCACGGGGAUUCGACCGACCUUCUGAUCAGCAAGUCCUAGGCUCUGUGGUUUAACCCACAGCGCCACCUGCGUCCCUUCCCCCGGGGUAUACCCAUUGAAAUGGAUGGACGUGGCUAAGCUAGGUCCAUUCAUUUGGGGAGGUUACACUGAGUGCUCAUUUAAAUGGGGAGCUCUGGGUGUCUCAAAGUACACAGAGGAGGCUAAAUUAAUUUUAAGACUGUAAGCGCCCUGAGGCCAGAGACCUGCUGCCCUCACUUAAGCCAUAAAACGCCGUAUUAUGUCGACAGUGGGGUGCAGAUUCCCUCAUCAGUAGCGCCGGAGGAACCCCUAAAGUAUUGGCCAGAUCGUCUUAUAUGCUGCCUUUUCUUUAAAAAAUGGGGACUGUGACCCCUGACCUGUGUUUCUGGUUAUCUCAGGAGUGAAUGACUGGCCUCCAGUCCGGCCUCCAGACAUGUUUCCAGUGGCGGUCAUCCAGUUAUCUCUAGUAGCCGAAAGCUGAACAUCCUGGCAGCCGGUGUUUCCAUGUAGGCUGCUGCUGUUGAUGGAGGCUCCACUUUGCUGCUCUGGCUAAGAGUGGGCUGCAAACAUGGGUCCAAUCCCUUUUUAAAUCUGCGUCUCGCGGCAUUUGAGGUCAGUCGUGCGCUGCAUGUUCUGAAACGGCCGCCCAUUCAUUUCCUUGGUUGACUCCUCGGAGGGUGAGACGACUUUGAGUCACUAGAGAAUUGUCUCCUUAUUCCAUGAUUAAGUUCCCUCGAGAGCCUUUGGUGUGUAGGACUUUGUCAAAAGCUCUUUUUGGGGGAACUCCAAGCUUGCCAUGUCUGCCGCUGGGUGGUUCCUGUCUCCGCUCUUGACGACACGCUCAAACAGCUCUGAAAGGUUAUCGAGGUGGGACUUCCCUUCGAUUCUUUAUAGCUGCGAUUCCUGCAUUAUUGCACUGGGUUGGACUAGAUGGCCUUUGGGGGGUCCCUUCCAGCUCUUAGCUUUACUCAGAAUAGACCUUUCGAAAUCGAUGGACCUGACUCAGCCACGUUCAUUUAUUCUGAUGGCUCUAAAACUUCAUUCUCUGCCACCCCAUGCCUGCCUUCUUUAGGCUAAAUAACUCUGUCUUUCAAUAAUACAUUUUAAACACAGAAUUCCUCAAUGAUACGAUACGAUAAUCUUCAUUGUCAUUGUCCCAUACAGAACAACGAAAGUGAAAAAUCUACACAAGACAUUCAAAAACCAACAAGCCUUCUAUCCCAACCUGGUUAGCCCCCUACAAACUCUGAAACCCCAUUUUAAAAUACAAUAUACUAUAGAGACUCCUUAUGCUGCGUUUAGAACCAGAAUUGCAUUUGGGUAGAAACUGUUUCUCAGGCGGCUAGUCCUGGUCUUUAAAACCCUGGACCUUCUUCCAGAAGGCAGAAGCUGAAAGAGAUCAUUUCCGGGGUGCGCACUAUCCUGCGCUAUCUCUGCAGCUUUCUUAUGGCACCUGGAAGCGUAGAUUUGAUCCAAGGUGGGAAGAGUGCACCCAAUUAUUCUCUCCGCAGUCUUUACAACCCUGGACAGCGUUGUUUUUUCCCUGACCGUGCAGCAACCUAGUGCCGUCUCCAGAUGUUCUGGACUACAAUUCCCAUCAUCCCUGGCUGAUAUGCUAGGACUGAUGGGAGUUGUAGUCCGAAACAGCCCAACGGGGAGGUCUGUGUUAAGAGUAGCUGACCUGAGACUUCGUUCCCCUUCACUGCUGGGGUUGAACUGAGUGUCUUGCAAACUUCUGGGCAGGAACUUGAUUUCGCAGAGAAGUUGCGUGAUGUGGAACGGUUUCAGAUCUGCGUUCGUUGACUCUCGGGUAUAUACUGAGAAAUCUUUGACGAUUACAUUUAUAUAUUCCCCCCUCUCCUGCCUCUUUCUUCUUGUGUCCGCCUCACUUUGUCCUCACAACGACCCUGCGGAGUAGACUAGGCUGAGAAUCUGUGACUGAACCAAAGUCACACACCCAGCUGAGCGGGGAUUCGAACCCGGAUCUCCCCAGCUCCCAUCAAUGGCUGUCGACCUCCAUCCUUGCGGUUAGCACAGGGGAGGGAGGUUUUUAUUCCUUUCUCAGCAGACAGGAUUAUCGAGGUUGUUCGCAGCACACCAGCAAUUAGAGUUUCCUGGCACCGAUGACCUUGCAUUUUUGGGGGGGGGGGGGGAACUAGAGGAUCCUUGAGUUCCAGGACCUCAUCGAAUCCACCUCUCCCCUCUUCUAACAAAACCACAAAAGGCCCUUUUGUCCCUCUCAUUUGCAUAGCCUUUAUUUUGCAUUUUGCAAGGUGCAAAAGAGCCCUCCAGCAAUCCUGACUCCCAGAGCUCUCAGCCACCCCUUGAGUUUUCUGUAGGGUCUGGGUCAUGGCAGUGCGGGGGGGGGGGGCGUUGCUGCACUUGCGGCUGUGGAGAAACAACCCCCACCUUCCCGACCCCUUGAAAACCCACAGCUUUUCUCGCUUCCACGUCUGGAGACCACGUCAGCACUGAAAGCUGUGGGUAGGAGAAGCAGAUUUCAGCAGCCGGCCAGGGUUUUAUUUGCGUCUUCAUGCAGCGCCUAGUGGUUAGAGCUGUGGGGGAGGCCUGAGAAGUUUCAGCAGCUGCAGCAACUGGUGAUUUUAUUUUCUCUCCCCCCCACCACCACCCAAAUGUCUGCUACUUGGGGUCUCUUUCUGGUAUCUUUCAACAGCUGAGAGGCUUCCAGCUGUCUGGGAGUGAAGGGGGGGUUAUGUUGCAUGCCCCCCCGAAAACCCUCCCUCAGCCACUUUGGGAAACGAAGAUGCUUAGAAACAUGGAACUGUAGAGCUGGGACCCCCCAAGGUCAUCUAGUCCAACCCCCUGCUCAGCCAGCUACUAAGCUCAAAGUUUUGCAUUGCAAGGACUGAAUCGUUGAAGUCUCAUGUGAAGGACUUGGGGAGAUGCUUUUCCUAAAGCCUGCCUCAUUUAAUCCCCCACAGCAACCCUGUGAGGUAGACCAGGCCGACAGGAAGUUGGGUAGUACUUAAUAAUAAUAAUAAUAAUAAAUUUUGUUAUUAUUUAUACCCCCGCCCAUCUGGCUGGGCUCCCCAGCCACACUGGGCGGCUUCCAACACAAUAUUAAAAUACGGUAUUGCAUCAAACAUUAACAGUUUCCCUAAAUAGGGCUGCCUUCAGUUGUCUUUUAAAAGUAAAAUAGUUGUUUUUCUCUUUGACGUCUGGUGGGAGGGCGUUGCACAGGGCGGGUGCCACUACCGAGAAGGCCCUCUGCCUGGUUCCCUGUAACUUGGCUUCUUGCAGGGAGGGAACUGCCAGAAGGCCCUCGGCACUGGACCUCAGUGUCCGGGUAGAACGAUGGGGGUGGAGAUGCUCCUUCAGGUAUUCUGGGCCUUUGAGGCCGUUUAGGGCUUUCAAGGUCAGCACCAACACUUUGAAUUGUGCUCGGAAACACACUGGGUGCCAAUGCAGAUCUCUCAGGACCGGUGUUAUGUGGUCCCGGUGGCCGCUCCCAGUCACCAGUCUAGCUGCCGCAUUCUGGAGUAGUUGUAGUUUCCAGGUCACCUUCAAACGUAGCCCCACAUCGAGCGCAUGGCAGUAGUCCAGUAGCCUUCAAGGUCCGUUCCAUUUCUAUGAUGUUAUGACUGGUUUCCAAAGUCGCACCCAGUGAGUGUCAUGGAUGAGUGGAGGGUGGGAUUUGAACCUUGGUCUCUCCCAGGUCCUAGUUGGAUGCUCUAACCACUACACCAGGCUGGCAUCUGGCCUUGCAAGGUUUCUGACCCAAAAGGCAGCAGCAUUUUUCACAAAAAAGGUAAAGGACCCCUGACCGUUAAGUCCAGUCGCGAACGACUCUGCGGUUGCGGCGCUCAUCUCGCUUUACUGGCCGAGGGAGCCGGACUACAGCUUCCGGGUCAUGUGGCCAGCAUGACUAAGCCGCUUCUGGAGAACCAGAGCAGCGCACGGAAACGCCGUUUACCUUCCCGCCGGAGCGGUACCUAUUUAUCUACUUGCACUUUGACGUGCUUUCGAACUGCUAGGUUGGCAGGAGCAGGGACCGAGCAACGGGAGCUCACCCCGUCACGGGGAUUCGAAUCACCGACCUUCUGAUUGGCAAGCCCUAGGCCCAGUGGUUUAGAUCACAGUGCCAACCGCAUUUUCAUUUCUUCACUUUAACAAGGAACAAAAAAACCUGUCUAUGUGCUCACAUGUGUUUGCCUGCCAUGUCUCGUUUGAGAUCCAGCCUUUCCCCCUUUCUGCCUUAACUUUCCCAAUCUGUAAAAUGGGCAACCCAGGCAGGAGUCCAGAGAGACCCCUGAGCUUUGCAGUUACUUGACUGAGUUGCUUAGUACUGACUGUGGGUCUGAGAUGUUGCAGGCGAUUUAAUUAGUCCAGGCUGAUUACCUAAAGAGCAGGAAGCAGCCUAACCCAUUUGCCUUUUCCACUGUGUACAUGGACCGACUGGGAAGAGGAAGAGCAGGCCCAGUGGAUGUUAACCCUUGGGCUCCCAGGGAGUUGUGGCCUAUGCCUUGAAGGCAAUCUGGUGCCCUCCAAUCUUGUUGGACUACAACUCCCAUCAGCCCUGGCUGGCACAGAACUUUUUUGGGGGGUUUGAGAGCACCAGGUGGGCUCACACAUAUACCCAGUGAGAUGCCAGUUAAAGCCAAGCCUUUCAAAAGGCAAAUUCACGCUAUCGUAAAAUUGGGAGGGGUCCCCCGAAGGUCAUCCAGCCCAACCCGCUGCAAUGCAGGAAUCGCAGCUGACGACUCCUCAACUGCUCCUCCUCCUGGUGGCGCAGCAAGAAAACGGCUAGCACGUUUGCGAAGCUAAGCAGGGUCCGCUUGGGUUUCAAAUUGGAUGGGGGACCGUGCAUUGCCCGGGGGUUGGACUCGAUGCCCUUUGGGAUCCCUUCUGCCACCUUCCUCUUUUUAAAGGCUACUUAGCCUUAACCACUGAAAUGAGUGCAAUGGUAAUACUUUGAACUCCUCCGAGAAAAGGUCCCAUUUCAUCUCCAGGAGAAAGAUGCUCCAUUGUUUGGGGUGGGAAGGGGAGAGGCAGCUUCCGAAAUGAACUUUUGGUGAAAUAAUUUUUUAACAUAUAAAUACCAACAAUCAUUUAACAUAACUUCUUAUCCUAUACAAUAUUUUAGACUUCCAUCAACAACCUCUAAAGAUUUUCCGUUCUUUAUCACUUGUUCUGCAUUUCUUAAUUUCUCUAUUACUUUUAAUUGCCCUUAACUAAUAAUUCUUUUCAAAGUCUUCCUUGCAAUAUUUCACAAAGUCCUCCUUACAGAAGUUCUUGCCAUCCUACUAGCGUAAUCUGUUCCUCACAAUUGCUUUCCAAAUAGUUCAGAUAUUUACUCCAGUCCUCUAAGAAUCUCUGAUCCCGCAGGUUUCGAAUCCUUCCUAUUAAUUUAUCUAAUUCUGCAGAGUCCGUUAAUUUCAUUUGCCAUUCUUCUUUGACAAUUCUUCUUGCUUCCAUUUUUGUGCCAAUCAUAUUCUUGCUGCUGUUGUUGCGUAAAGAAACAAUUUCUAGUCCUGUCUGUUAAUAUCCUCUCCUACAAUGCCAAGUAAAAAUGUUUCUUGUGAGAGAGAGAGAGAUUAGAGAAAUUCAUGGGGGUGGUUUGGUCCAUCAGCCAGGAACAAAGACCCUGAAUUGACUGAUAAUGGAGCCUCCGUGUUCAGAGAGUGUCUACCUCUAAAUUUGAUGUACUGGGGACGGAGGACAGAAGUAGCAGAAGUGUGUUUGUGUGUGCGUGCUCUGCUUGGGAGCUUCCAGAAGCACCUUGGCUGUCCUCUGUCGGAAGCAGGAUCCUGGGGCGUUCUUUCCUGAUGCAGCUGCGCCGUUCAUAGGGGACCUGGGAGGUUAAGAUUCGGCAUUUAAAAGGAUGACUUCAUUUUGCUUCAUCCGCCGGGUUGCUAAGCCCCAUUUUCCUCAUUCCUCAGAUGACUAAAUGCUGCCAGCCCCAAACACGAGGGAUGAGCCAGCCAGAACAGCGAGCCCCUGGACGCCUUGUUCUGCAAGCUAAGGGCCAGGGUGUUGCCCCACCACAGGGCAAAGAAAGGACUUCUGCCUCUGCUGCUAAGAGUUAACCUGUGGAACUCGCUGCCACAGGAGGCUGGGGUGGGUGGUGGCCACCAACCUCGGACUGGGCAUAUUCAAUGGCUACUACCCGUGCCCGGAUUGCAUGCUUCCCGUGGGAAUCUUCUCGGGUUCUUAUGGAACCUCCAGCUCCAGGGGCAGUCUAUCUAUAUUCCUAGGUUCUUUGGGGUAUUUGGCCACUGUGAGGGUUGGCUAGAUGGGCCAAUGGUCUAAUCCUGAGCUGUCUCAACCGCCUGGCCUCACCCCAAGUCCCUGGGCCCCCCAGCGCCGGAAUCCUCUUGGGGGGGUCGCAGGUUCCGGGCGCCGCUGCAUUGUGACGCGGCACUGAGUUCCGAUUCACACGUCUUCCAGGCAUCGUAAGGGCUGGUGGGAGAGACAGAGAGACCUGCACCCGGGCCGGGCGUGGCGGGGGCACCACGUCGGACACCAUGGGCCGCUUCGGAAGGUUGUUUCGCGCCGUUCCCCCCCCUCGGAUUGGGCCCUCUGCUCUGCUGGCCUCCCGGGUGUAGGGGAGGGGGCUGGAGUUGCAAGCGUUGGUCGUAUUCUGCCCUGUGGAAAUGCCGCCAUGCUCUCCCUGCCCCCCCCCCCCGGCUAAACAUGAAACUCCGACAUGGAUUGCAGCCCCUUCUCCCCCACCCCAUCUUGCCCCCCCCCCCGCCGUGACCAGUUGUCCCUUUUCCCUCUCCUCCACCUUCUCAUCCAAGGUCAGCCCUGAUAUUCUGUCAGUUCUGUUUUUUUAGGGAGGGAGGUGUUUCUUGCCCCCCCCCCCAAGAGUCCUAGGUCUUGCUGGCCCUCCACCCCCCCCCCUUUUCCCAAAUUGUCCUGAGCUGGAAAAGGCCGGAAAAGCUGCGCGCCUUUCAGGAAGUGACUCAGCCGUCUCAAAUACAAGGCUGCUCAGGGGAGGAGGAGGAAGAAGAGGAGGGUUUUUUUUGGGGGGGGGGACGACAAGCCUCUGGAACACCCCCCCACACACACUUCACCUCCUUACUGAUGCUCUCCAGGGGCGAGCACAGACAAGAUCCAGGCACAUCCUGUCCCCUUAGCCUCAAGGCCUGGCUUUUGGCUGCUCCCAGCACUUUGGGGGCAGGGACCACCCCUGGUCGCCUUGCUUCCCCCUCCGUUCGCCAUAGGCAACCUGAGUGGGGUUUUUUUGCUCUCUGGCAGAUCUCCGGCUCCUGACCCGCCGUCUAAGCCCAAAGUAGAGAAGCAUGGCACAACGCUCAGGUGUGGAUGGAUUGGGCCCGUGUGGGGUACAUGUAGCCCCCCAAAAAAACUUCCUUAUCCUGGGGUGCCCACCCUUAUCUCACAAAACCUGCAGAGGCCUUUGAGAAGUGGUACCCAAGAACCUUGUGUUUCUUAGGGAUGGAAGCAAUCUCCCCCCCCCCCCCCAAAAAAAAAAAUCUUGGAAGUUUUGGACCUGCCCCUGGCUGGAACCUGAAAAUUGCCCCCCCCCCUCCCCAAUUUGACUCUUAGGAAUAGUUUUCUUUUAUUUUUCCCCCAAAAAAAUUUAUUAAGUUUUUCACAAUUAUAAUAAAUAUAACAUAGAAAAAAAGAAAACGCACAAGAGAAAACACAUUACAAUACUAAAAAAAAAAAAGCAAGAAAAAUUUAAAAACCUAUCACUUGAAAAACCCAAAUUAUCUUACAUUGUUAAUUGACUUCCUCGAAUCCUUCCCUUCUGAAUUUCAUUGUAUCUCCAUAUAACAGUUCUCCAAUAUCAUUCUUCAACUAAAAUUAUUUCCAACAAUUAACUAUCUUCUUCUCUUUCUUAAUAUUCUAAAUCCAACUUACUUACAAUUGGAUCUUAUUUUAAUCCACGGCCUGUUUGGUCCUUUUCAAGUGACUUCUAAUUAUUUAUAUUGCAAUAUUUAGCUAAAUAGUCCUUAAAUUUCUUCCCGUCUUCUUUCUGGUCGCGGAUUCUUCCAGUCAGGUCAGCUAGCUCCAAAAAGUCCAACAUCUUCACCUGCUAUUCUUCCACCACUGGAAUUUCUUGGGAAUUCCAAUUUUUAGCUAACGGCAGUCUUGCCGCUGUGGUGGCAUACAAAAAUAGUCUUUUGGGGGGCAAUUCCAUUCCUAUUAUUCCACCUAGAAAGGCCUCUGGUUUCUGACUCUUAGGAAUGGUUUUAAACACACACCCCCACUCCUUUCCAGACUGAUUCCUGGAAUCGGGGGGCCUUCUGGUUUCCGUUGGGAGACCUUGGCUUCGGAUGGUGGCGAUUUCCCCACCAAUAGAGGUUUUCCACCAGGGGUUGGGAUGGAUGACCCCUGGGGUUCCCUCCCCACCCCACGAUUCUGUGACCUUUGACUUUCUCCGUUUCCAGCAAGGCUCCUGACCCCCCCAAGGCCAAAGACCAACACCAUUCGACUCAACUCAAGUGCGGAUGAGUAUUUGGGUCAGGGUGGGGGGCAGGGAGUUAGCAAUGGCAGGGCGCAGAGUGGGGGGCUGGUUUGCCCCCCACUUCUGCCCUUUGCAAGAUGCAUUUUUGGGGUGGGGGUGGGGGGCAAAGCUAUUUAAUUUUUCUCCUGGACCUGCAGUUGCAGGCCUGGAAACGACGUCCUUCUGGGGCCGCCUUAUGCACUGUCCGAAAAGGCCUGGCUGGGAGGGGGCUGAAGACCACCCUCAACCCCCCCCUCUCCUGGGGGUCUCUCUGGGCUUCUAGCCCCCCCCAGAGACCAGGAAUGUGCUUCCCUUUGGCAGGAUCACGCUGGGAAAGAAAUCUCCCGCCCCGGAACCCGCUAAGAAAGUCGAAGUGAAACAGGCAGAUAAACCCAGGUGCGACUGAAUUUUUUUUGGGGGGGUGCGACACUAAAGAUGCUCUUCUGAGCUCUAGGAAAGGGCUUUGACUUUCAGGAUAAGGGACUCUCCCUGUCCCAAUUGGAAGGGUUGAAAGCUCCCUGCUCCCCACUUUGCCACCCUCUGCCUAAAUUGGGGGGGGGGGCAGCAGGAAAAAAAAUUCCUGGGGUGGCACACAAGGGGCAAAGUCUUGUGUGCAACACAUUAAGAUUUCUGAAAGGGGAAAAUCCCAUAUAUAUCAAUGACAGGAGUGCACAAUGGAGGGAAUAUCAUUGGGGUUUUUUGGGGGGGGGGUCACUUCUUCCCCCAUCUAGGGCCACCCUCUCCAACUGGGAGUGAGCUGACAGUUUCUUGUGCAUGAUCAGCGUUCGGGGAGGGGGGGAUGUUUACACGGCUAAUUCCAAACGACUUUGAACGCCGUCCAAAAUGCACACACACACCCAUUAUACGUGGAAAUGUCUUUUUCCAGGCCCCCCCAACCCCGAGCCGCUCUUGUUCCUCUGCAGAAAACAAAGGCUGAGCAGCUCUGCCAAUUCCCACCCCCCUCCCGAAAAAACCCCACUACUUUUUUGUUUUUAACCAAGUUGGAGAAAGUAACACGGAAAGCAAUCCUGAGUCGAACCGUACCUGCUUGUCUGUUGCUCUUUUCUGGACCCCCCCUGCCCCAAAUUUAAGUCAGCCACCCCCCCAUCAGUUUGCAAUGCUUCCAGCUCAUAAGUCUGGAAUUUGGGGAGUGUGUCUGUGUUGGGAUGGGGGGAGGCAAGGAAAAGUCCCUCUCUAGCAAAAAAAUAAACCUCCUUUGUGAAUACCUAUGGGGAAGCUGGUUGCUUUGGGGAGAGAAUGGAGGCGAUGGAUGAUGUCAGGAUGUUUUGAGCUGGGCUGGGGGUGCUUGUCCUAGCUUAGGCAGGGUUGCUGAUGGGGGGGGGGGACGGCACAGGAUGUCUCUGUGCCCCUCCCCGCCUCCAACCGCCUUGCAUUCCCACAUUAUCCGGCCUGUCCUUCAAGUCUACCUUAUAUGGGCAAAGGCUGCUUUUUGCUCUCCCGCCCUCCCUCCUUCCGCCUCUUUUCCGGUUGGCCGUUCCAGGUGCCAAUUCUUAUUCUUUCAGUCACUGCCAGAGUAAAGGGGGGGGCAGCCUGUUUCCCGCACUGCCCCCCCCACUUACCUCGCUCUGUUUUCCCGAAAUAGGAAAGCUGGGUGUCUUGUUUACCCUCUGAACCUAAAAGGAGCAGUCUCCUUUUCUUGAAGAGGCCAAAUACCCCGUCGAACCUAGGAAUGCAGAUAGACUGCCCCUGGAUCUGGAGGCUCCAUUAGAAGAGCUGGGCUGCUGGAUCAGGACAGGGGUCAGCAUCCUGUUCUCCUAGGGGCCAGGGAAAACCUGCAAGCAGCCCUUGAGGUUUCCAGGAACUGGGAUUCAAAAGCCUCGCUGCCUCUACCUCUGGCAUGUUUUGGUUCGGACAGCCGGGUUUGAGUUGAGCCCCCAGAGGUUACCGUAUAUUUUUCCCCCAAAUUUUUUUAUUGAUUUUCACAAUAUUAUAAAAAACAAACAAACACACAAAACAAACAGAGAUCAUAGCCUUAUUGAAAAUUACAGUUAUUAACUUUGUUAAGUGACUUCCUCGCUUCCCCUUGGUUGAAUUUCAUUGCAUGUCCGUUUAACGGUUUUCCAAAUCCCAAUUUUUAUGAAAUUUAACUUAAACUUUAACAUCCUUAAAUCUUCACCUUAUAGGAUUAAACAUUAUUACUUCAUCACUUAACAUAAAUAAAAUCUUAAGCCCAUUAAGUAUCUGCAAGCUAUCUCCAGUUAAUUCAACUUAACAAAUUUAACUAAAUAAUCAUUAAAUUUAUUCCAUUCUUCCUGAUACUCCUCCUCCUUCUGGUCGCGGACUCUUCCGGUCAGGUCGGCUAGCUCCGAAAAAUCCAUCAUCUUCAUCUGCCAUUCUUCUAUUGUUGGCAAUUCUUGGGUUUUCCACUUUUUAGCUAACAAAAUACAAGCAGCAGUUGUGGCAUACAAAAAUAAUUUAACAUCUUUCUUGGGCAAUUCCAAACCUGUUAUUCCAAGAAGAAAGGCCUCUGGUUUCUUUAUAAAUGUAUAUUUCAACAUUUUUUUUCAAUUCAUUAUAAAUCUUUUCCCAGAAGUCUUUCACCUUGGGACAGGAGCCACCAGAGGUUAUAGCUGCUUGGGGAGGCGGCCUUGGCAUGGGGGUUUAUGCCCAAGUUUCAGCACUCUCAGUUGGCCCCCGCUGGCCUGGCAUUUGCAGUUCCUGGGCCAUAUCUCAGGGUAGGACACUUGCUUGGCAUGCAGAAGGCUCCAGGUUCCUUCCCUGCUGGCAGGAUCUCCAAGGUGUAGGGUUGGGGGUGUCCUUCACCUGUAACCCUGGAGAGCUGCCGGUCAGAGUAGACAACACUGAGCUGAACUCAGGCAGCAUCCUAAAUCUUAUACGCCCAGACCCUGCUGGGCAGCUGCAUUGGAGUGCAGAAGGCCUGUUUGCAGCCUCUCCCCCCCACUAGGCAUCACAACUACCUUUUGAAGUGCUGGGCUUAACUUGAUAAGACUCUCCACCUGUUUGCCCUGGAGGGGUCUGUAAGAAGAAGCUAAGGUGUCUCUUACGUAGAGGGGAAACUGAGGCAGAAGGAAGCGAGGGAACUACUUGAGCUGGCUUGCAAGCAGCAAGACUCUGGAGUCGUGUUUGCAGGUCUUCCUCUUUCUCUCGCCCCCCCCCCCCCACGAGGUUAUGAAAGGGAAGGUGGUUUAUUUAUGCUGUAAUUUUUGUGUCUUGGGAUACUUGGCCGAGCAAGUUCCACAUUUCACAAAACCUUCCUCUCGCAGCAAAUGUUCCUCCAUUUGUGAGCUGGAGAGAGAGAGGAAGAGAGAGACCUUUGCUCUGGGGCCUGCAGCCUGACCCCAGAAUGCAAACAAACGUUUUGCAAAGGGAAAAAUGUGACGGCUUGGGGAGAGAGAGGACGGGAUAGAGAGAAAAUGUCGCAGCGGUUUCAACAGCAACAUGCGAUUAGAUGCAUCUCAAAGGAUUCUGGGUACUGCUGAGCCACGGUUUCCCAAGCCGAUUCUGAGAAACAUUGGCCAUUGCAAAAACGUACGCGUGUGUGUCUGUGUAUGCAGGGCUGAAUUGGAUUUUAUUUAUAUUUUUGGCAUUUAUAUCGCACCCUUUUCUGCAAGUUGCUCAGGGUAGAGUACCUGAUUCUUCUCCUCCUCCUCAUUUAAUCCCUGCACCAACCCUGCAAGGUAGGUUAGGCUGAGGGAUAAUAAUAAUAAUAAUAAUAAUAAUAAUAAUAAUAAUAAUUUAUUAUUUAUACCCCACCCAUCUGGCUGGGCUUCCCCAGCCACUCUGGAUGGCUUCCAAAAAAAUAUUAAAAUACUAUAAUACAUCAAACUGAACCCGCAAGCAGCAUGCCUGAGUGAGGAUUCAAACCCUGGUCUCUCGAGGUCCUGGUCUGACGCACUCUAACCACUACACCGCACUGCCUUGACUUCAGACCCACCUGGAAUUUUUGACGGUCCAUUGCCACCUUCCAAGGGCUGGCAGAGCCCUUGCUUGGCGUGCAGAAGGUCCCAGGUUCAAUCCCUGAAUGUGUCUCCUGGAGCUGCCAGCCAGUGUAGGCAGUCCUGAGCUAGGUCUGAGUUGGUAGCUUCCUGUUCAAAACAGCCCUGUGCUAAACUCCAUGAGGACUGGCACCUUACUUAGACGGAGGUUGAGCACUGGCAGGCAGGAAACCCCUGGCAUCCCCUGGUAAUGCCCGCUGUCUGAACCUUGGGAAGCCCCUGCCGGCCAGUGCAUGCAACACUGACCUAGGCUGACCAAGUCUCCUCCAGCUUCCUCUGCACCUAGAUAUAUGCCCAUCUCAAACGACGCACCCAUCCACCUGCUCCCCGGCGCCCGCGGGUGGCAUUGCAGGGACCCAGUUUCUGCCUUGCCAGUGCAGGCUCUGGCUGGCAGCAGUUGCAGAGCCACACUUCGGGGCUUCUCCGGCCUUGCGCAACCCUCCUCCGGGUGGUUUGGGUCUUUGCCUUAAAAGCGAGGUAGUCUCGGAAGUGUACCUUGCGUCACUGCGGCUGUGGCGAGAUUGUGAAGGGACCUGUGGCUUGCAAGAGCCGGACGUGAGGUGGAGGCGCAUGAUGGGCUGAAGUUGUUGCUCAACAGAACCUGGGAGGGGGGAGGAUGAGGUGGAUCGGGCCCCUCUCCACCCCCACCCCCCGUCGCUCUCGGCUUGAAACCAGAAGGACGUUGCCUGCCUGUGAUUCAUUUAUUGCUGAUUUAUCCCCCCUUUUUCUCCCAGGAGCUCCAGGGGGUGCAAAGCGCUCCCCCUACUCCCUGUUUCAUCUUCACAACAACCUUGCGAGGUAGGGCUUAGGCUGAGAGGCAGUGGCUGGCCCCAAGGUCUCCCAGGGGAGGAUUUGAACCCGGGUGUCUCCCAACAAGGUUGCAGGUUCGAUCCCCGUAUAGGACGGCUGCAUGUGUCCUCCAUUGCAGAGAGUCAGGUUUCCUUCCAACUCUGUGAUUCUGUGAUAAUAAUAAUUUAUACCCCGCCCAUCUGGUUGGGUUUCCCCAGCCACUCUGGGCGGCUUCCAACAGAACACUAAAUACAAUAACCUCUUAAACAUUCAAAGCUUCCCUAAACAGGGCUGCCUUCAGAUGUCUUCUAAAAGUUUGGUAGUUGUUUUUCUCUUUGACAUCUGGUGGGAGGGCGUUCCACAGGGCGGGUGCCACUGCCGAGAAGGCCCUAAAAAAACUCCUUAAAAAGGUAAAAGUACCCCUGAUUGUUAAGUUCAGUCGCAAACGACUCUGGGGUUGUGGUGCUCAUCUCGCUUUAUUGGCCGAGAGAGCCGGUGUUUGUCCACAGACAGUUUUUCCGGGUCAUGUGGCCAGCAGGACUAAGCCGCUUCUGGCAAACCAGAGCAGUGCACGGAAACGCCGUUUACCUUCCCGCCCGAGUGGUACCUAUUUAUCUACUUGCACUUUGACGUGCUUUCGAACUGCUAGGUUGGCAGGAGCAGGGACAGAGCAACGGGAGCUCACCCUGUCACGGGGAUUCGAACCGCCAACCUUCUGAUCAGCAAGUCCUAGGCUCUGUGGUUUACACAACAGCACCACCUGCAUCAAACUCCUAGUCCUCAUUUAAUCCCCACAACAGUCCUGAGAGGUAGGUUAGGCUGAGAGGCAGUGGCUGCCCCUCAACGUCAGCCGCUGAGCUUCAUGGCCGAGUGGAGGAUUCGAACCCGGGGCUCCCAGGUCCUAGCCUAACACUCUAACCAUUGCACCACACUGCCUCUCGGUGUAGGCAGGUCUUGCCCUCCCUCCGCCCAGCUGAGCACAUCCUUGAUCUGCAAAGAUUAAAAGAAACCUUCCUAGGACCCACAUACCUAUGGACCGCCUCUCCCAGUCUGCCCCACGGAGGACCUUAAGGUCCAUAAAUAGCAACACCCUAGAGGUCCCGGGACCUAAGGAAGUCAGAUUAGCCUCACGCAGAGCCAGGGCCUUUUCAGUGAUGGCUCCGGCCUGGUGGAACGCUCUGCCUCAUGAGACCAGGGCCCUGCAGGAUCUGAUUUCUUUCCGCAGGGCCUUUGGCUUGGAAUCAACUUGAUCCCCUCCCCCUCUUUCCUUUCUCCUUCUGUGAUGGAACCCCUAUCUGGGGACUUCCCUGGCUUUUUUCUGGCCCACGUAGGACCAGUCUGGAAACUUAGCCUUGGUGAAGACUUGACGUUUUCAUCCCCCAAAGAGGUUUUUGAGUUUCUGCUGAAAUGAGGCUGCAUUUUAAUCUUGUUUUUAAGUUGUAUUUUAAUCAAUUGUUUUUAUACCUGGUGUUAGCCGCCCUGAGCCCAGUCUUGGCUGGGGAGGGCGGGGUAUAAAUAAAAUAUAUUAAUAUUAUUAUUAUUUAUUUUAUGCACACACUCUGUUUCCUAAGCUGCACUCCUGCCUGUCUCCCUUGCCAUGUUGGCAUUGCAGCGCCACCUCCCCAGCCCUGCUUAGGUCUAAAGUACUUGUUGCAAAGUCUCAUCUGAGUUCGCCUUCCAAGAAAGGACCUCCUUCAGUUUCCUUGAGCCGAUUUGUUCUGGUCUUCUCCAGUUGCAGGCUGCCUGUUUUCUCCCUGCCUCUCGCCCGCUCCCCAUUCCUGCUCCCGCAGAGUCUGGGCUGUGCCACAACUCGCCUGCAGCCCAGAGGCAGGAAUCGUGGCCCAGGCCUGGCGCUGCCUGUUUGGAUUAAGGGAGCGGCUGCCGUUUCCGCUUCACCCUUUGGUGCCUGGAGGAAGGCUGAGCUGCGGAGGAACCCGGGGUUUGUGUGUGCAAGGCCUUCCGUGUUUGGCAGUGCAGAGGGCAGGAACCUGAAAGGCCAUAGUAGUAAUAAUAAUAAUAAUAAUAAUAAUAAUAAUAAUAAUUGUUGCUGCGUUCCAAAGGAAGGAUCCCAGGAUCCAGGGCUUCCCAAACUUGGGUCUCCAGCUCCUAUUGGACUACAACUCCCAUCACCCCUAGCUAGCAGGACCAGUGGUCAGGGAUGAUGGGGAUGGUACAGUGAGGGGGGAAACGUAUUUGAUCUCCUGCUAAAUUUGCCCGUUUGCCUUCUGACGAAGAAAUGACCAGUCCAUUAAUAUUAAUGGUAGGUUUAUUGUAGCUGUGAGAGACAGAAUAACAACAGGAAAACCCCCAGAAACCCAGAAGACAAAAAUCAGAGAUUGAUGUGCAUAUCAACCUCGGGGAUAGAGGUUUCCUCUUGUGUGUGUGUGUGGUUUUUGAUGUUGUUUAGUGGUGUCCGCCUCUUCGUGACCCACUGGACCAGAGCAUGCCAGGCACUCCUGUCUUCCACUGCCUCCCGCAGUUUGCUCAAACUCAUGCUGGUAGCUUCGAGAACACUGUCCCACCAUCUCGUCCUUCAUCGUCUCCUUCUCCUUGUGCCCUCCAUCUUUCCCAACAUCAGGGUCUUUUCCAGGGAGUCUUCUCUGCUCAUGAGGUGGCCAAAGUCUUGAAGCCUCAGCUUCAGGAUCUGUCCUUCCAGUGAGCACUCAGGGCUGAUUUCCUUCAGAAUGGAGAGGUUUGAUCUCCUUGCAGUCCAUGGGACUCUCAAGAGUCUCCUCCAGCACCAGAAUUCAAAAGCAUCCAUUCUUCGGCGAUCAGCCUUCUUGAUGGUCCAGCUCUCACUUCCAUACAUCACUACUGGGAAAACCAUACAAUAAUAAUAAUAAAUUGUAUUUAUACCCCGCCCUCCCCAGCCAACACCGGGCUCAGGGCAGCUAACAACCAAUAAUAAAAACAAGUUGAUUGAAAUACAACUUUAAAAAGAAGAAUAAAUACAACAUUAACACAUUAGGAUGCAGCCUCUACACAGGAGGAGAAAGGAAAGAGGGGGAGGGGAUCAAGUUGAUUCCAAGCCAAAGGCCAGGCGGAACAACUCUGUCUUACAGGCCCUGCGGAAAGAAAUCAGAUCCUGCAGGGCCCUGGUCUCAUGAGGCAGAGCGUUCCACCAGGCCGGAGCCAUCACUGAAAAGGCCCUGGCUCGGGUUGAGGCUAAUCUGAUUUCCUUAGGGCCCAGGACCUCUAGGGUGUUGCCAUUUAUGGACCUUAAGGUCCUCCGUGGGGCAGACCGGGAGAGGCAGGCCCAUAGCUACGAGGGUCCUAGACCGUGAAGGGCUUUAAAGGUCAAAACCAGCACCUUAAAUCUGAGUACCGUAUUUUUCGCACCAUAGGACGCACCGGCCCAUAGGACGCAUCAAGUUUUUUGGGGGGGAAAUAAAGAAAAAAAAUUUUAUUAUUAUUUUUUUUUAAAUGAUAUUUAUUAAAGUUUCAAAAAAAGAUUACAUUCAUAAGAAAAGAAAAAUAGAGAAAAGAAAAAUGCAAAAUGCAAAAAAAAAACCAAUUAAAAACAAUUCCAUCUUUUCAUCCCUUAUUUUUCAUUUACUUGUUUCCCGAACCUCCUCAUGCCUCCCUUUUUUGUAUUCCAGUUCAAUUUAUUAGUUCAGCAAUUACUUUCCCUCCUUAUUUUAUCCUAAUCUUUAAUCUUAAUAUAUUAUAACAUUAAGUUUUGACCUAUUGAAAAUCCAAUUUUUCCAUAUUCUUUUACCAUUACAGCUAGAAACCACUUAACUUCAAUCCAACAUCAUUCUAACAUUCAUUAAUUUUGCAAUAUUUCUGUAAAUAGUCUUUAAAUUUCUUCCAGUCUUCUUCCACCGACUCUUCUCCCUGGUCUCGGAUUCUGCCAGUCAUUUCCGCCAAUUCCAUGUAGUCCAUCAUUUUCAUCUGCCAUUCUUCCAGUGUGGGUAGAUCUUGUGUCUUCCAAUGCUUUGCAAUAAGUAUUCUUGCUGCUGUUGUAGCAUACAUAAAGAAAGUUCUGUCCUCCUUUAACACCAAUUGGCUGACUAUGCCCAGCGCUUCUCCCCGCAGUCCGCCUUCAGACCAGGUCCGGGGACAGCAGGAAGACGCGCUGCGCCUCCCAGCUGUCCCCAGAGCUUGUGGGGCAGGCAGCGGGGAGAAGCGCUCUUCUCCCCGCCGCCCGCCUUGAGAUCAGGUCCGGGGACAGCGGGGAGACGCGCUGCGCCUCCCAGCUGUCCUCGGAGCUUGUCCCCGGAGCUUGCCGGGCCUCCAAACCACUUCGGGAGACAGCGGGAUGGCGGCGUUCCGCCUCCCUCUGUCCCCCGACCUUGUGGGGCUGGCGCUGGGGCUCUCCUGAAGCCUGGAGAGCGAGAGGGGUCGGUGCGCACCGACCCCUCUCACUCUCCAGGCUUCAGUGAAAGCCUGCAUUCGCCCCAUAGGACGCACACACAUUUCCCCUUCAUUUUUGGAGGGGAAAAAGUGCGUCCUAUAGGGCGAAAAAUACGGUAAGUAAGAGCGGGGGCUCGACCAGGCUGCUUGGGGGUGCCCAGACCCAACGGGCGAAAAUCCCCCCUCUUUUGCUAGAUGAGAGGGCUAUCGAUGGACGUUGGCUAUGCUUGUGGAUUUCCACGUACAUCUGCUUGGUUGUGAGAAGAGGAGACCGGGCCAUUAUUGGCCGGAUCCGACACUCAGGCUCUUUUUGGCAUGUGCAUGUGUUUGUGCGCACAAACGGUGUGGGUUUCAGGUUGUUUCUAUGUCCCAGACCUUGGUCAACCUCUCUCCCCCAUUCUAUCAGCUCCUUCUAUACCCCCCUUCCUUGUGCAUGAAGACCCCAGACAGUAAAAGACACCUGCGCGCACAUGCAUGCGUGCGCGCACACACACACACACACACAGAGUCCUUGCCAGCCUGGCUGCUUUUCCUGUUCUGCCAGUUGCCACAAUUCUCUGAGCACGCUUGUGCUAAGAGAGGAAGGUGGAGGAGAAGAACUCAACCGACAGCUUUGUGUGCAUGGGGGGUGGGUAUGAUUGGGUGCGGAGAAGAGACGGCUGUGGAAAUCGGCUGGGGCGCAUGGUGGUCUGCUUGCCCAGGCGCCUCGAGUCCCAUGCGGAACUUGCCACCGGCUUCCUAUAGAGUUACUUCUCUUUCCCACCUGCCUGCCCAAGGUUCUAGUCCUCAGCAUUCUGCAUGGAAACAUUCCACAAAGAUGCCCCUCCAUUUUCCAAGCACAACCCCUUUCUUUCUUUCCUCCCCCCACCCCACCCCAUGGUGGACUGGCAGCCCUGUACUACUUAAGCGGAUUAAAUUGCAAACACCUUUCUUCUUUUUUGAUUUGCAUAAUUCAGCCCAGCCUUGGAAUUUGGGCUUCCUGGUUGCAGAUAAGUUCAUAUUUUGCAUCUGCGGUGCAGAACCCUGCAGUUGUAUGUUAAACACGUCCCCAUGUGGCCUGCCCUCCCGCUUGCCCUCAUACAUUUAAUAAUAAUAAUAAUAAUUUAUUAAUUUUCCCCUCCCAUCUGGCUGGGUUUCCCCAGCCACUCUGGGUGGCUUCCUACAAAACACUAAAAUACAAUGACCUAUUAAACAUUAAAAGCUUCCCUAAACAGGGCUGCCUUCACAUGUCUUCUAAAAGUUUGGUAGUUGUUGUUCUCUUUGACAUCUGGUGGGAGGGUGUUCCACAGGGCGGGCGCCACUACCGAGAAGGCCCUCUGCCUGGUUCCCUGUAACUUGGCUUCUCGCAGCGAGGGAACCGCCAGAAGGCCCUCGGCGCUGGACCUCAGUGUCCGGGCAGAAUGAUGGGAGUGGAGACGCUCCUUCAGGUAUCCCGGGCCGAGGCCAUUUAGGGCUUUCAAGGUCAGCACCAACACUUUGAAUUGUGCUUGGAAAUGUACUGGGAGCCAAUGUAGGUCUUUCAAGACUGGUGUUACAUGGUCUCGGCAGCCGCUCCCAGUCCCCAGUCUAGCUGCCGCAUUCUGAAUUAGUUGUAGUUUCCGGGUCACCUUCAAAGGUAGCCCCACGUAGAGCGCAUUGCAGUAGUCGAAGCGGGAGAUAACCAGAGCAUGCACCACUCUGGCCAGACAGUCUGCGGGCAGGAAGGGUCUCAGCCUGCGUACCAGAUGGAGCUGAUAAAUCUUUUAAUGUUGAUUUAGCGGUGCCUUAGGACAGCUAACCCUUUCUGCAACACUUUAACUCUGCAAAGUAUAUUUUAUGAGCCGCUGCAUUUCCUCUGAGCAGUGGCCAUUUUACAGAGUGGGGAACUGAGGCAGAGAGAGAGACUUCUCCAUAGCCAGGCGUCGUAACCUGUGCAGAGAUGGAGUGUGUGUGCACAUGGGAAUGUUUCAGGUCAUACGGGUCCAGUUCUCUAUCCACUGAGGCUUCAUGUCUGCACACGCUAUUCCCCUCCCGGCCCCCGGAGUCUCUGCAAGAUCAGGAGAGUUCAGCAGCCCAGUUUGGAGCGUCUGCUUGGCCAGAAUUUCUGCGCAUGGUGGUUUCGACAAGCCUUUUCUCAGUUUCCUCUUGCAGAAACCCCCGGGUUAAGCGAUAGCUGUGCGGUUGCCACACAGAGGUCAGGAGCUGUUGAGGCUUGCGACAGGAGGUGGGGGGGCAGGGUGACUCCAUUCCCCUGAGCCGCAUGUGGGUUUUCCCCAGAAUAUAUUUCUGCACCCAUUCCGCUGCGCGAAGUUCAACUGGUGGGAAAUGUCGUUAAGGAUAAAGCAAUCAAGUCUAUGGAGGCAGUGAGAGAUUUUACUUUCUUGGGCUCCAUGAUCACUGCAAUGGGGACAGCAGUCACGAAAUUGAAAGACGCCUGCUUCUUGGGAGAAAAGCAAUGACAAACCUAGACAGCAUCUUAAAAAGCAGAGACAUCACCUUGCCAACAAAGGUCCGUAUAGUAAAAGCUAUGGCUUUCCCAGUAGUGAUGUAUGGAAGUGAGAGCUGGACCACAAAGAAGGCUGAGAGCCAAAGAACGGAUGCUUUUGAAUUCUGGUGCUGGAGGAGACUCUUGAGAGUCCCAUGGACUGCAAGAAGAUCAAACCUCUCCAUUCUGAAGGAAAUCAGCCCUGAGUGCUCACUGGAAGGACAGAUCCUGAAGCUGAGGCUCCAAGACUUUGGCCACCUCAGGAGAAGAGAAGACUCCCUGGAAAAGACCCUGAUGCUGGGAAAGAUGGAGGGCACAAGGAGAAGGGGACGAGAUGGUGGGACCGUGUUCUCGAAGCUACCAGCAUGAGUUUGACCAAACUGCGGGAGGCAGUGGAAGACAGGAGUUCCUGGCGUGCUCUGGUCCAGGGGCUCACGAAGAGUCGGACACGACUAAACAACAACAGCAAAAUCAAGGCUAUAGAAGAACAAGCCUUGCUUGAAGCAGAGGCAGCAUGGCUUCUGCAAGGACAAGUCCUGUCUCCCGAAGCUGUCAGAGUUCUUUGAGUUUAAACGAGCAUAUUCUGGAAGAAGCCUUUAAAAAAAGUCCCAUAUGCUCAGAGACUCCCAUAUGCUCAUUGGGGGAUAUAGGAAGCCCAGAGCACUUGUUCCUUAGAUGUCCCUUUUAUGAAGAGGCACGGAGUGAGACCAUUGAUCCCCUGCUGGUGAGGCUCGCUGACCUUCCGGAAAAGCCAAAAAUUAGACCUUUUCCUGUUAGGCAAAGAUCAUAAGACGACCCGGAUGGUCGCCAGAUUCUGUGUACAGAUCUGUAGGCGCACACCAUCCCUCGACUCAAACUAGUUCGUUUAAAAAAUCCCCAAACUCUGUUCCAUGGGGGACCCUGGAUCAUCUGUCUGCAGUAGCUUACCUUAAAGUUUUAAGCGUCUAUACGCUUAUCACAUUUAUAAAUUUUAAAUUUAUUAUUGUACAUUGUUUUAAAUGUUUGUUUUCCUUCUGUUUUUUUUCCAAUUUUUUUAUUGAUUUUCCACAAAUUUUUUAAACACAUAAACAAACAAACAUAAAUCCUAACCUUAUUAAGACUAAACUUUUUAACAUUGUUAAGUGACUUUCUCAUAUCCCCCUGGUUGAAUUUCAGUGUGUAUCAUUUUAACGGUUUUCCAAAACCAGUAUUCUUAUAAAAUUAACUUUAACAUGUAACAUCUUUCUUUCUUUCCAAUUUAGCAUUAAACAUUAAUUCAUCACAUUACAUAUUUCAAUCCUAAGCCUAUCUGGUAUUUGCAAGCUUUUCCAUUUAAUUCAACUUGACAUAUUUAACUAAAUAGUCUUUAAAUUUCAACCAUUCUUCCUGGUACUCCUCCUCCUUCUGGUCACAGACUUCCAGUCAGGUCAGCUAGCUCCGAAAAAUCCAUCAUCUUGUUUGUUAUCCUUCUGGGAUUGUACCCCCAAGUGUGUUUUAUAAGCUGGUCUCCGACUGUAAUAAUGUAUUUAUUUAUUUAUUUUAAAAACACAAGCAUGUAGGCAGAAGUGACUUAGGGUCCUUGAACUCUCAAAUAGGUUCUUGACAAAAGGCCUCGCCGACGAUUCCUGAGUUCUGUUGUGCAUCAGGAACCGGUUAAGUAGCAGGAAGCGAUAAACGGACACUUCUCCAACGGGGGAGAAGUAGAAAGGGGAAACCUUUUCUCUCCGCACCCCCCCCCCAAAGGUCAGAAUUGGGUCCUGUUCUUUUUAACCCAUUCAUAAACCAUCUAGAGUUAGGAGUGAGCAAGCCAAGUUUGCUGAUUAUACUAAAAUGGUUCAGGGUCGUUAAAACAAAAAGAUACUGUGAGGAGUUCCGAAAGGACCUCUCCAAACUAGGUGAAUGGGUGGUAAGGCGACAAUUGCAAUUCGUUGUAAACCAGGGUAAAAUGAGGCAUUUCAGGCCAAAAAAACUCUUUAAAUUUCACACUUAUGCUCACAGGGUCUGAACUGACGGGGACUGACCAAGAAUGAGACCUUGGGGUUAUAGUAGAGACAAAGACGUCAAAUAAUAAUGAUAAUAAUAAUUUAUUAUUUAUACCCCGCCCAUCUGGCUGGGCUUCCCCAGCCACUCUGGGCGGCUUCCAACCAAAUAUUAAAAUACAGUAAUACAUCAAACAUUAAAAGCUUCCCUGAACAGGCCUGCCUUCAGAUGUCUUCUAAAAGUCUGGUAGUUGUUUUUCUCUUUGACAUCUGGUGGGAGGGCGUUCCACAGGGCGGGUGCCACCACUGAGAAGGCCCUCUGCCUGGUUCCCUGUAACUUGGCUUCUCCCAGGGAGGGAACCGCCAGAAGGCCCUCGGAGCUGGACCUCAAUGUGCGGGCUGGACGAUGGAGGUGGAGACGCUCCUUCAGGUAUACUGGACCAAGGCCAUUUAGGGCUUUCAAGGUCAGCACCAACACCUUGAAGUGUGCCCGGAAAUGUACUGGGAGCCAGUGUGGGUCUUUCAGGACCAGUGUUAUGUGGUCUCAGAAGCCACUCCCAGUCACCAGUCUAGCUGCCGCAUUCUGGAUUAAUUGCAGUUUCCGGGUCACCUUCAAAGGUAGCCCCACGUAGAGCGCAUUGCAGUAGUCCAAGCGGGAGAUAACCAGAUAAUUGGAUAAUUUGGAAAUGGGUUCAAAAUAAAACUGCUCAUAGAAUGUCGUCGUACAAAUCUGUGAUCUGGUCGCAUUUGGGAGACGGUGUGUUGUUCUGGUUGCCUUAACUCAGAAAGGGUUUGGAAAAGGUUCAGAAAACAGCAUCCGAUAUAUCAAGGGGAGGGACUCUCCUACAAAUAAAAGGUUGCAGCAUUUGGGACUUGUGAGUUUAGAGGAAAGUUGUGUAAGUGGCAACAUGACAGUUUAUAAAAUUAUUCAUGGCAUGGAGAAAGCAGCGCCGUGAAAGUUUCGUCUUCCUCUCUCACCACACUGGAACUAACGGGUGCUGAAUGUUGGAAGAUUUGGGACUGAUAAAAGGAAGGACUUCUUCACAUGGCACAGAGUUAGCCUGUGGAACUCCCUCCCACAUGAGGCAGGGGUGGCUUUAAAAUCGAGGAGGAGAGGGCUGUCGGUGGCUACUAGCCAAAAUGCAUGUGUUGUUGCACUCCUGCCCUGCCUGGAGAUUUCCCCAAAGGCACCUGGUUUUCACUGAGCUUCAGGCCGGAAGCUGGGUUAAGGCAGGAGUGAGCGAUACCUGUGGCUUUUCCAAGUAGCAUUGGACUACAACUCCCAUAAUCCCCGGCAGCCAGCUGUGGCAGAGGAGUACGGCUUCCCUCAUCCUUUCCAACGUAUUUAUUUAUCACCAGUUUACCCCCCAAGAUGCUCAGGUUGGUUUGGCCUCGCUCCUUCCCCACUUUAUCCCUCGCAACAACAGCCCUGUGAGGCGGGUUCGGCUGAAAGAAUGUUAUUGGCCAGCCAAUGAACUUAAUUGUAGAAUUUGUUGUUGUUUAGUCGUUUAGUCGUGUCCGCCUCUUCAUGACCCCCUGGACCAGAGCACGCCAGGCACUCCUGUCUUCCAUUGCCUCCCGCAGUUUGGUCAAACUCAUGCUGGUAGCUUCGAGAAAACUGUCCCACCAUCUCAUCCUCCGUCGUCCCCUUCUCCUUGUGCCCUCCAUCGUUCCCAACAUCAGGGUCUUUUCCAGGGAGUCUUCUCUUCUCCUGAGGUGGCCAAAGUCUUGGAGCCUCAGCUUCAGGAUCCAACCUUCCAGUGAGCACUCAGGGUUGAUUUCCUUCAGAAUGGAGAGGUUUGAUCUUCUCGCAGUCCAUGGGACUCUCAAGAGUCUCCUCCAGCACCAGAAUUCAAAAGCAUCCAUUCUUCGGCGACCGGCCUUCUUUAUGGUCCAGCUCUCACUUCCAUACAUCACUACUGGGAAAACCAUAGCUUUUACUAUACGGACCUUUGUUGGCAAGGUGAUGUCUCUGCUUUUUAAGAUGCUGUCUAGGUUUGUCAUUGCUUUUCUCCCAAGAAGCAGGUAGCUUUUAAUUUCAUGGCUGUUGUCACCAUCUGCAGUGAUCAUGGAGCCCAAGAAAGUAAAAUCUCUCACUGCCUCCAUUUCUUCCCCUUCUAUUUGCCAGGAGGUGAUGGGCCCAGUGGCCAUGAUCUUCGUUUUUUUGAUGUUGAGCUUCAGACCAUAUUUUGCGCUCUCCUCUUUAACCCUCAAUAAAAGAUUCUUUAAUUCUCCCUCACUUUCUGCCGUCAAGGUUGUGUCAUCUGCAUAUCUGAGGUUGUUGAUAUUUCUUCCGGCAAUCUUAAUUCCGGCUAGGGAUUCAUCCAGCCCAGCCUUUCGCAUGAUGAAUUCUGCAUACAGUAUAAGUUAAAUAAGCAGGGAGACAAUAUACAGCCUUGUCGUACUCCUUUCCCAAUUUUUAAUUGUAGAAUAGGUGGCUUAAAAUGUGGGCCGCCUUUCUCAAAGUCCCCAAACCUAUUUCACAAGUCUCCAGAUCUUAUCCUUGGUCAGGCGUUGUUGGUUCCCAUUUCCCCGUUGGGUAUAUAUACAUAUUUGGCUGACUCUCAGCCAUCUUGCUGCUCCUGCCCUGUUGCAUCUUGCCUUGAGCAGGCAGCCAUUCAACAGGGGCAGCUGUCUGUGGCAAAGUGAGCUGCACCUGAUGGAUUUCUGCCUGGCUCUCGGUGCUGUUAAAGCAGGAGAGCUGGAGGGAGCAGGGGAGGCUGGAGACAAGAGGAAGAAGCCCAGAGGCUCCAGGGGCAAGCGCGUGCCUUUGCCCCCUUCCCCGCCACUGGCCCCUGAGGACCCAUAUAAGGCCGGACCUCUGGGGAAUCCAGGCAGAAGGGGCCGCGGAAACUCUUCUCCCUGCCAACAGUACAUUUCUCUUGCCUGUUGUUUGGGGCUUCUGUGACUUGAUGCUUUGCAGAUCUUUCCAUCCGCACCGAUGGAGGCCAUGUGUCAGGUCUCGCUGUGUUUGUGACAGGCCUCCCAAGGCAUGCUUCUGAAUUCUGUGGAAAAAAAAUCUCAGCCGGGGUUGCCAACUUUUUUUCUUGCUCCUGCUCCUCUGCCUUUAACACCAGCCAUGCACAUCAAUUGCGAGUGAUUUUUUUUAAGGGGAAGUUAAAAUUUUCCAACAAAGAUAUGCUUCUUCAGUAGACAGGGGAGAGCAUCACUUGCCCUUUUUUUUGGCAUGUUAGGAUGCAGAGGAGCAAGGCUAGUUUUUUAAAUAAAAAAGUGGCAACCCUGAUGGCUGUCGGGUCAAAAAGCUGGAGUCCACAAAUUGAGAGCAAGUUCUUAAGGAACAUGCCCUUUUCUGAGUCCCCUGCUCUCCAGUUAGAGAACCCAUUUCCGAGUGAUAUCAGGCUGUCCUCAUCUCUGGUGUCUGUGAAAUGGGCCUUAAGAACUCAUUUAUUUAUGCAUUGGGGGGGCAGUUUUGUCAGAAAAGCAAUACAGAAAGCUUUUAAAUAAAUAAACAUUGCAGUAUAACACACACCCCCCCCCCAGACUGUCAACUUCUAUCUUUUAAAACUGAGCACAGAGAAGAAUAGGGUUCUGUUCAUAUUUGCAUAAUGGAGAAAUGCAAUUUGCUUAAUGUUAGUGGAACAGCUCCUUCCUCUUCCUUGGGUAAUGUUUUUUCAGAUGGGAAUGGGUUGGGGGAGGUUUCUACCUACUUUUUACCAGCUACUACGCUAAAUUUGACUGUAUUGAAAGAAGUUCGGAGCUGGGAUAUUUUGUGUGUUUGUAAAUAUUUUUUAUUUCAUUUUAUGAUGCGUAUAUAUAACAGAACAGCGGGUGUUGAAAAUAAAAAGAUGAAGAAUAAAACUGGAAAAUAAGCAAGUGGGAAUGCAUACGCAGGAGUCAAAAUAAUGAAAAUCUAAGUACAGUGGUACCUUGGUUCUCAAACUUUAUCCAUUCCAGAAGUUAGAAUGUUGUAUUAUUUUAUUGUUGUUAGCCGCUCUGAGCCUGGCUUCAGCUGGGGAGGGCGGGAUAUAAAUAAAAAUUUAUUUAUUAUUAUUAUUAUUAUUAUUAUUAUUAGUUCCAAAACCAAAACCCUCCAAAACCAAGGUGCGCUUUCCCAUAGAAAGCAAUGCAAAAUGGAUUCAUCCGUUCCAGACUUUUAAAAAACAACCCCUAAAAAAGCAACUUAACAUGAAUUUUACUAUCUAACGAGACUAUCUAUCGAUCCAUAAAAUGAAAGCAAUAAACAAUGUACUGCAGUUACACAAUCAAUUAAUCAGCAGCUGAACUGGGUUCCACACAGUCACAAAAACAAAAAUGAAAGCUGCAAUAAUGAAAAAUAUAUAGCAAAAACAGAUGUCAGCGUAGCACUCAAAACAGAAGCGUAACACUCAGAUCAGAAGCAUAACACUCAAAAGGGAGCAUGUUCUGCUUCCAAAAAAAGUUCACAAACUGGAACACUUUUGCAGUGUUUGGGUUCCAAGUUGUUUGAGUACCAAGGCGCUUGAGAACCAAGGCGCCACUGUAAAGAACGUUGACGUUAUUUGGUAGUUUGUGAAAUAAAUAAGGGAAUUAUUGAGUCAAGUUCCAGAUGUUCCAGCCUGCGAUGAGAGUUGUUUUGAAAAUGUCGAUUCUGCUAUAUAUGUAGCCAAAGAAUGCUGGUCGUCCCUGUUGAAAUCUCAAUUUAUGUGUAAUUUUCUUGAUUGUAUCUCAGUUCCGGACUGAGUGCUACCCAGCGCCCAGUGUAAAAUUCUGGGCUGUUUUUCCGUUGAGUUGCAAUUAGCAUUAGAGUGACAAAGGAAGUAAAAGGCGGUGGAUAACAAUUAAGGAUUUAUUAUGUUUUCUGAAUGCAUUGGAAAAUUUAUAUCGAAAGGCUUAUUGUUUUGUGUACAUUCAAUUGUAAGAUAAAACAUAUGCAAUGGGACUUGACAGGAAGUCAAAAUUGAAGAAAAGGUUUUGUAAGAUAAAAGGGGGAAAAUACUUAUUUUCAUUAUUAUCGUUAUUAAUUUUGUGUGUGUGUGUUUUGUAUGGAAUGUUUGGGAGGAAAUAAGGCAGUGAAUAACAAAUAAACAAAAUAUUGAUGCAUGUAAUUUUUAUUUCUCAAUUAUAUUUUGGGGUAGUAUGGUUGUAAUGUUUUUUGUAGCAUAAAAUCAUUCAGUAAAAAUUAUUAUUAUUUUUAUUUUAAAAAGAGCUGCAAUUAGCUAUCCUAGGUGCCAAGAUCAUAUAGAAGCCUAGUUCUUUUGAUGAUGCAUCUUACACUGGUACCCUCAAAGCGUGUGUGUCUGUGUUGCCCCACGCUUUUCCUGGUGGGGGUCUUUGUGCCCUGGCUUAGCCUCACUCUUUCCUUCCUGUUUCCCCCACCUCCCUGAACCCAGUGAGUCCGUCGUCUGCACCACCCGAGCCACUGUGAUGCUCUAUGAUGAUGCCAACAAGAAAUGGGUGCCCGCGGGGAGCGGACCCCAGGCCUUCAGCCGCAUCCAGAUCUACCACAGCCCCGUCAACAACACGUUCAGGGUGGUGGGGAGAAAGAUGCAGCCGGACCAACAGGUAAGGACCCCCCACAGCAAAGAUGAGGGAGGGGAGGGGAGGUCUGCCUCUCCUGUGAUGUUAAAGCAGGCUUCCACAACAUCGGUCCUCCUGAUGUUUUGAGACUGCAAUUCCCAUCAUCCCUGACCACUGGUCCUGCUAGCUAGGGAUCAUGGGAGUUGUAGGCCAAAAACACCUGAAGGGCUGAGGUUGAGGAAGCCUGUGUUAGAGCAUCUCCAGUGUCGCCAUAGCAACCCCCCUGGCUCUGGUACCCAAAAGGGCUCUUUCUCUUUAUUUUUCCCUCUCCUGGGGUGCAUGGGUCUGUGUCUGGGGCUCUCCCCUAUUUAUUUACGUAAUUUCGUAGAAUUUAUACCUGCCUCAAAGCUGUUUACAAAACUGUAAAAUUACAGGCUAAUAGAUUAGAAGAAAAUUAAAUUCAGCAGUAAACUAAAAACCAGAUGGAUGCACGUGUCAAUGUUCCCAAUCUCUCCAGGUACAAAUAAAUGUUUUUAGCGUGAACUGAAAGGGUGCUGCGAAGUCUCCUGCCUGUCUGUUGUCAACAGGCAGGGAGUUCUAGUAGUGCCACACUAAAAUAUCGACAUCCAACCCCCUGCAAAGAGGAGAGGGAGGGGAAGGAUUUUGGGGGGAGCUGGCUAGGUCACUUCAUCGUUCACAUCCCCUUUUGCACUUUGUUAGACCGCUGCAUGUUUUCAAGGAGUCCUUGGCCUUCCGACAACUCCCCGCGAAUCUGAGUUUGCUGCCGUGCCCAUUUUACAGACGGAGCAAACUGAGGCUGCUGUCAACAGGCAGGGAGUUCCAAUAGUGCCACACUAAAAUACCGACUUCUUACAAACGCGGAACGGAGAUCGUGGCUCAGACUUUUCCCAUCCUCGUUAUUUUGACCCGCUGAAUAUCUUGCCGUUACGAAAGGAAGGAGCAGCAGAGCCUCGCUUGGCUCUCAGGUCACGUCAAAGGGGUCAGGUCUUGGCACCGGAAAGGGGUCGGGUUUGGCGCCAGGGGAGGGUCCAAAAUGCUUGUGCCCCCUGCCUGGGGCUGAUGGGAGUUUUAGUCUUUAUGAGGGAGCUGGAGGGCACCAAGUUGGCAAAAUCCGUCUUGGCUCAGCUUUUCCUUUACCUCCCCUUCCCUUUUCCAAAGGUGGUCAUCAACAGCCCGAUCGUGAAAGGGCUAAAAUACAACCAGGCUACGCCCAACUUUCACCAGUGGCGAGAUGCCCGCCAAGUCUGGGGGCUCAACUUUGGCACCAAAGAGGACGCUAGCCAGUUUGCUGGUGGGAUGAUGGCUGCUCUGGAGGCUCUGGAUUCAGGUGAGGGGGAGAUGGAAGAAUCUGGGGAUGCUGGAAAGGUUUUCCAGCUUGCGGUGAUACUCAGCCUUAAACUUGCAAGGGAGAAGGGCGAGACCCGCUCUGGUCUGGUCUGCCAAACUGGCUCUAAAUCCUGAUUUUUUCACACCCCGCAGGGAACUCGGUAGCUCCACGGCCCAUCCAGAACGGCCCCACGGCGGAAGAAAUGGCGGAGCAGCAGAAAAGGUACUUGGUGCUCUGCGGAACUCCCUGCUACUGCCUUUUACUGCCCUGAGCAACACCUUGCGGGGCCUUUGCCUACUCCAGUUUAGUACCAAGCUAGGUUCACAGGGACUGAUGGGCACCAGGUUGGCAGAGGCCCAGGCUGCGUCCUCAGUGCUUGUGCCCAUAGAAUGGAAGAGCUGGAGGGGAAAGGGUCAUCUAGUCCAACCCUCUGCGAAGAGGUGAGGGAGGGGAAGGGUUUUGGGGGCAGCAGGGUCACUUUUAAUGUUUAAUAUGUUAUUGUAUUUCAAUAUUCUGUUGGAAGCUACCCAGAGUGGCUGGGGAAACCCAGCCAGAUGGGCAGGGUAUUAAUAAUAAUAAUAAUAAUAAUAAUAAUAAUAAUUACUUCAUCGCUCACAUCUCCUUUUGCACUUUGUUAAACCGCUGCAUGUUUUCAAGGAGUCCUUGGCUUUCCGACAAAUCCCCGCGCAUCUGAGUUUCCUGCCGUGCCCAUUUUACAGACGGAGCAAACUGAGGCUGCGAAGCAGCUGACCCCUGAGGGCCACCCGAUUGAGUCCCUUGGCUGAGGCGGACACUGUAACCAAGCCCCUCUCCCCAAAUCCAGUGGGUCUCCCUCUCGCCAGCUUGUCCUUCCCUCCGCCCCAGGUGCGAAUUGCACCUCCCUUUUUAGCUCCGAUUCAUUCUCGGCCAGAAUGGAAAGCGCAUGCAACAGCCUCAGUCCCCAGCAGUGGCCUCUCCAGGGAGAGACCCUUGCCUCUGCAACCCUGGAGAGCAGCUACCGGCCCGUGCAGGCAAUACUGUGGGUCCGAUCCGGUACACAGGUCAGCGGACAAUUGCUGCUAAUUCCCCCAGCCCUCCUUCCUGCCUCCAUGCGCAGCAGAGGGCGUUCCCAGCUUAGCUGCUAAUCGGCUUGAGGGGUCAUCGGGUCACCCGGCCGCCCCACUCGCCGCCUCCAUUCCGGCCGCCUGUUCCCAGCGUGCACAGAGCACCCCGUUCCUGGAGGGCUGCCCCAGCUCCUGGCCAUGUGUGGCUUUGCAGUGUCGGGGAUUUUGCCAGAGCCUCCGCAGAAGUGAGUGGCAGCAAUUGGGGAGGGGCUGAAAACAGGAGAGGGUGGGGGACCGUGCCCAGAUGGGCCUCAUCCUGCCCAGCCGCCGCUCCUGGACCCUCGGACUGCAGGGGGGCCCUGAUUUUCUCUUUUCUUCCCCCUCCAAACUCCAGGCAGCAGCAGCAGCUGGAGAGGGAGCAACAGGAGCAGGCCGAGCGAGAGAGGCGGGUGACAAUCUCAGGUGGGUCCCUGGGGUGGGGUGGGGGGUGACGAGCAGCACCCAGUGGGUGACCCCAACCCUCCCUCCCUCUCCCAGGCGAGUGUGGGGUGCAAAACCCCUUUUCUGUUUCAGGACCUUGGCUGGUAAUGGCUCCGGGGAGAGACUUGGAAAUGUGCUUUGAGGGUUAUGGGGGGUUUUGCGGGGGGGGGGGUGCCCUCGACAAAGCCUUUCCACCCCCUAACAUAAGUGGGGUGACCUCGCUCCCAAAAGGGAAGUCUGCGGGUGGGAGGAGGCUGGCCGGCCUCUGAGCGCCUGAAGAAUAAACAAUUGGUUUAGUGUGGAUUAACGCGCCCAGGCUGAGGAUUUGGGGGGGGGGGGGGGAGAGAAUGGGAUGGAGGGCGUUCUGCUAAACGCUCAAGCUCACAUCGUCACCUAUGCUUAAAGCAGUACGGCCCUCCAACAUCCUGGGAACUGUAGUUUGUGGUGGGUGGUGGGAGUCGUCAGGAGAGCACUAUAUCCCCCUCCCGGAGGUACAAAUGUCAGAGUGGUUUUAACAGACACACACCCCCCUUCCCAGGGAUCUCUGGGAGUUGUCGCUCUGUGUGGGGAAGAGGGAACUUUGGGAAUUGUAGUUCUAGGAGUGGAAGAGGGCGUUCUGGGAGUUGUAGUUCUGGGAGGGGGAAGGAGGAGUUCUGGGAUUUGUAGUCCUAGGAGGGGAAGAGGGAGUUCUGGGAGUUGUAGCUCUAGGAAGGGAAGAGGGCGUUCUGGGAGUUGUAGUUCUGGGAGGGGAAGCAGGCGUUCUGGGAGUUGUAGCUCUAGGAAGGGAAGAGGGCGUUCUGGGAGUUGUAGUUCUUGGAGGGGAAGGAGGCAUUCUGGGAGUUGUAGUUCUAGGAGGGGAAGAGGGGGUUCUGGGAGUUGUAGUUCUGGGAGGGGAAGCAGGCGUUCUGGGAGUUGUAGUUCUAGGAGUGGAAGAGGGAGUUCUGGGAGUUGUAGUUCUGGGAGGGGGUAAGGAGCUCUGGGAAUCAUGGCUGUGGGAUGGGAAAUAGCACCCUUAACAUACUACAACUCCCAGUAUCCUUUGGGGGAAGCCAGGGCUGUUUAAAGAGGUAUCGUAAUGCUUUAAAAGUGACGUGUGGAUGUGACCUAAGAAAAUAUCUUGGGCUGGGCAGGCAACUGUUCUAUGCUUGUGGGGUGGCUGUGAUGAGGUGCCUCACUUUGCCCCUCUAUGGAUGCAACCCCACAUUCUGCAGAACUGUGUAGCGUUGGAAAGGGACCCCGUGGGGUCAUCCAGCUCAACCCCCUGCCGUGCUGGAGCCACAACCGAAACUUCUCUUGUUGCAGUGCCUGCAGGGACCCCUUCGGGAGGAGGACCCCCGCCCCCACCAGGACCCCCGCCCGCCCCGCCAUGCCCGCCCCCGGGCCCACCGCCAGGAGCACCGGCGGGGCCACCCCCACCUCCGGGGCCUCCGCCGCCGCCCGGCCCUCCGCCUGGCCCCCCUGGCCCUCCACCUCCGGGAGGGGGGCCGCCCCCUGCGCCGCCCCUCCCGCCUCCCCAGGGCCCGGCAGGAGGGGGCGGCCCACCCUCCGGCUUGGCUGCUGCCCUCGCAGGGGCAAAGCUCAAGAAAGUGGGCAAGGUGAGUACAGACAACUCCGCGGGUGGCGGGAAUUGUAGUUCAGGCGCCCGGUUUCCCCCAAGGCUGUAGAUGGGAGUUGUAGUUGGGCACCCUCUUGGCGCCUUCGCCUUAACCCUUAACCCUGUUCUUCUUCCGCAGGAGGAGGCGCCAAAGGCCGCGGCUGGCGCGGCGCCCCCGCCGAGUGGAGGGGGAGGCGGGGGGCUCAUGGAGGAAAUGAGCGCCAUGUUGGCGCGGCGGUGAGUGCGGAGGAACCUCGCGGGGCGGGUGGGUGGGUGGCAGUGAGGGGGCCUGGCUCAGUGGCGCAGAGUACCAGUCUUCCUAUUUAAAUCCAAGACUCUUGAGGACUAGGAUCUUAGCUCUUGAUUUGUCAAGGAAAAGAUCCUGGCUCUGUGGUGCAUCAUGCAAAAGGGCCCAGGAUCAGACCCUGGCAGCAGUUCCAGGUAGGGCUGAGGACCCAGGCGAGACGGAGCCCCUUUCUGGGCUCAGGCAAGGCCUGUUUUUCUCCCAAUAGUCGUAGGAGAAGGUUGCCAAAUUCCUUAUUUCUCUUCGUCUUGCGCCCUGCUUGGAACAGGGUGCCCCACAUGUGUAGUAAUUUCAUAAGCAAGAAUGCGUUUGGCUGAAAAGUGCAGAGAGAAGGCGUCUGCCUGGUGUCAAGUGGCAGGGAGUUCCAGAGUCUAGCCGCCACACUAAAAGCUAGAUUUAUUACGAACACAGAAGGGGUGUUCUGUGACUGGGCUGCUUCCAUAGAUCGAUGAGAGGGCAUUUAGGGAGUGAGGCGAUCUUGAACAACCCGUUUCUCUCUCUCUCUCCCCCCACCCUAAUCCCCGUCUCCCCAGGAGGAAAGUUGCAGAUCAGGGUGAGAAACCCAUUCCAAAGAAAGAUGAAGGUCCCGUAAGUACCUGGCUCCCCUUCCCUGUCCAGUUUGAGAACCAGACGUUUAGAAAUCUGGGUUUCAUUCAUUCCACCCCUUGCAAAAAUUCAUUCAUUUAGUAUUGCAAUGCAGUUUCCCCAACACUGGAUUGAAAAGAAAAACACACCUCGAAUUGAUAUAUGAAACAUAAAUAAAAUCAAGGGAAAUCCCACCAAAUAUGGAACAGAUAAAAAAAUACCUUUCUAAGGUAUCUGCACAGGCUUGUCUGAACAAGGAUGUUUUCAGCUGGAGCUGGAAAAGGGGUAGAGCAAAGGCGCCUGCUCCAUCUCAUGAGGCAGGGAGUUCCAAAGGGCAAACCAUCGAGUUCUUGCAAAUGCAGAAAAGAGGCAUUAUUGGCACCUGUGUAGUAGGGCCAGUUUAUAUGGCACCUUUUUCUGCAAGGUGGCAAACAUUGCCCUCCCCGUCCCCAGUUCACUUCCUACAACGACAGCGACAACCCUGGGAGGCGGGUUGGGCUAAGAGGCAGCGACUGGCGUCCCUCUCUGGUUUUUGCUUUGCAGAGCAGAGGGUCCCCCUGGGUGUGGGACUAAGGCUGGUGGCUUCUCAUGUCUCAAUUGCCAUCUCUGUUUCUCCCCCCCCAGCAAAACGACAUGGACGCUGGUGCCAAGACCACAGGUAGGCAGUGGGGCCCAGAAGGCGGGCGAUAGACUAGAGUGGGCACAAGGCCCUCCGGCCAGUGGAAGACCCGCCUUGUGGCUUGCCAUGGCUACUGGGCAUGGUGACCGUGCUCAAAUCCUGCAUGCGGCUUUCCCUUUGAGGAAUCUGACUGGCCCCAGGGAGAAGAGGACACUGGAGUGGAUUUAUUACGUGCGGGUUAAACCACAGAGCCUAGGACUUGCCGAUCAGAAGGUCGGCGGUUCGAAGCUUUAGUUAUUGGCUGCAAAAAGAACUUAAUUUGCUGAUACAAACCCUUUUGCGUCUGACAAUAAGUGGGUGCGAUGACCGUUAAGAAUUAACGCUCUGUAUAAUUCAACACAAGGGAUGCGGGUGGCACUGUGGUCUAAACCACAGAGUCUAGGGCUUGCCGAUCAGAAGGUCGGCGGUUCGAAUCCCCGCGACGGGGUGAGCUUCCGUUGCUCGGUCCCUGCUCCUGCCAACCUAGCAGUUCGAAAGCACGUCAAAAGUGCAAGUAGAUAAAUAGGUACCACUCCGGCGGGAAGGCAAACGGCGUUUCCGUGCGCUGCUCUGGCUCGCCAGAAGCGGCUUAGUCAUGCUGGCCACAUGACCCGGAAGCUGUACGCCGGCUCCCUCGGCCAAUAAAGCGAGAUGAGCGCCACAACCCCAGAAUCUGUCACGACUGGACCUAAUGGUCAGGGGUCCCUUUACCUUUUAUAGGUGCUGGAAGCUGGGAAACCCAGCCAGAUGUGCAGGGUAUAAAUCGUUAAAAUGAUCAUUAUGAAUCCAGAAGCUGGGCUUUUCUUAUGGAGCUUCCAGGUUCAGGAGCAGUCUAUCUGGACUCCUUCGUUCUUGGGGGCGGUUGGCCACUGUGAGAACAGAGCGCUGGACUCGAUGGGCACCCCUUGGCCUGAUCUGGCAGCCGGUCUCUUUAGAGAUACGUGAGGACCAUUCACUCUAGAGUUCCCAGGCGCCUGGGGAACGCUAAAUGGGGGCUUCAGCAGGAAGUCAAGAGUGUCCAGGGGGUCUGCCCCUCUGCCACCCACAGCCCCCUACCCACCCUCUCCCUCCUUGCUUUGUCCUAGAUUCCUUCCGCAGGCCUUGGGAGAAGACCAGCACGACGCUACCCAGGUAAGUGACACCUGUCCAUCAUGGUCUUUUUGAGCUUCUCUGAAAUCACCCCGCCCUUUUUUCCUGGCACCAAGUUUCCACGAAGCCAGUGGAAUUGGUGUGUUUGUGUGUUGUGUUUCUCUCCCUCCUUGACCCACAAAGUGGGGGGCAGGCGGUGGGGGGGUGGCUAUCUUGCUUGCCCCCCACCCAAGCUGUGUCUCAGUCUUUCUCUUCUCUGCCCCCCCCCCAACGCUCAGGACAACUGUGACCCAGAGAAGCACCACGCCCUCAGCUGCAGCCCGUCCACAGUUCGGCCAGUCUAGGUAUUAGGCAGGGAGGGCUGGAUAAUAAUAAUAAUAAUAAUAAUAAUCUUUUAUUUAUACCCCCCCUACCCGGUUCAAAAACCGGGCUCAGGGCGGCUAACAACAAAUAUAAAACACUGAAUUGUAAAAGCAGCAUAAAAUACAGUAUAAAAACAUAAAUAACAAUAAAAUUCGAAGAUCAAUUGGAUAAUCCCCAGGGCUAGCUGGUUGAAUUGGUCCUAUUUGGGCCAGCGAGGAGGCCAGGGGAGAAUUAGCUGUGGGAUCCCAGAGCGGGUGAUCUUCAUAAAAGGGGAGGGAAAAGAAGGGAAAUAAAAGAUCAGGCUGAAUUCAAAUUAAAGGACAGGCGGAACAGCUCUGUCUUACAGGCCCGACGGAAGGAGGUUAAAUCCUGAAGGGCCCUAGUCUCGUGGGACAGAGCAUUCCACCAGGUCGGAGCCACCACUGAGAAGGCCCAGGCCCUGGUGGAGGAUAGACUUAUAUCUGCUAAGUACCCCCGUAGAACCAUAGAAGGGCACCCCAGGGCUCAUCAAGCCCAACCCGCCGUGAUGCAGGAAUCGCGGCCGACUUCAAACGUACCUGGAGCCUUCCGUGAGCAGAGGGUGCCCACUUAGCUCUCACUGCUGGUUUUCUUUUAAGACCGGGCUGGGUGGAGAGGUAUCUGUGCCCCCACCAGGCGCUGCUGAACUACAACUCCCAUCCUUCUCCGUGGCUGGGCUGAUGGGAGUUUGACACCCAAGCACAGCUUUCUGAGCUGAUUCAGGGACUCUGUGGCAUUUAAGAAAAGCACGGGGGGUGGGGGCGUUUCUGUUGCCAAUGAAAAAGAGGAAAGCUUGCAAGGCAGGGAGAGAGGCAAGCAAACUGCCCCACAGGGUUCCCCCUGCCCCAUAGGCAAAUACUUCCUGUUCCUGAGCAGUGUGGUACAGUGGUUAGACCGUCGGACUGGCACCUAGGAGAGACCUGGGUUCGAAUCCCCCACUCGGCCACAAAGCUCACUGUCGCUGCAUCUCUCUGUUGCUGUUUGUGGGGGAGAAUUAAAUGAGGGAGGGGGAGAACCUCAACCGCCACCUUGGAAAUAAAAGUGGGAUAGCAAUGCAAUAAAAUAAUCACAAUAUGAUUAUCAGUUAUUGGCUUCGUUGUUGCCGCUCCUUCGGGGCCAAACGAGAUCGGCUGUUGGUUUUUGCAACGAACGCACCUGGUUUUUUGUUAACGAAAUAGCAGCCCCGGGGAGGGGGGUGGUUUUCCUGCAGGGAAAAACCCCCCUUCCGAAGCAGCUGUUUGCAUUUCACGGAAAACUCGAUGGCAGCUGCCUGUUUGGUGGGUCUGAUGCUGCAAAGCUUAGCUUGCCCCCCCCCCCGAAAUCCUUCUUUUACUUUCUCGCCAACCCCAGGAUGAAAUCCGCCGGAGCGAUCACCGGUUCGGAACCCGCUGGUGGCGGUGGCGGAGGAGACGAGUCGGAGCUGGAACGGGUGAAACAGGUAAACCUGCCUUUUUGGGUCCAAGCUAACGUCACCUAGAACCAGAGAAGGGGGGCCCCUAGAGUCAUCUAGUCCAUCCCCCCUGCAAUGCAGGAAUCUCAGCCUAUUGUUGUUAUUAUUCUUUUAUUUUAAUUAAAGAUUUUCUUGGUUUACAAAAGUAUGUGCAAUGUCUCUCUCUCUCCCCUCCCCCAAGUAACGUUUUUUACAGAUCAGCUAAAGAUCAGCUAAUGAUUAUUUCAAAGAUACUCCUUUUUAGGCGGGUUGGGGGGUUCUGUUGUGUUCUUUCCCUGGUGCCAGACUUGUUGGAGGGGGGUGUCUGUCUUCUCUCUCUUCUCUCUGGGCCCUAAAUGCAUGUCUUUCCAACCCCCACUCUAGGAACUCUUGCAGGAGGUCCGGCGGGAAUUACAGAAAAUGAAAGAGGAGAUCAUACAGGGUAAGUUAUGAAGGCUUUGGGUUUUUUAAAAAAUAAGUGGUGUAUAAAUUUUACAAAAUAAAUUCUACAUAUACUGUAUUUUUCGCUCCAUAAGACGCACCUUUUUCUUCCUAAAAAGUAAGGGGAAAUGUUUGUGUGUCUUAUGGAGCGGAUGCGUGGUCCCUGGAGCCAAAUUGCCCAGGGGUGAAAAGCAGAUCAUGCUUUUUCUUUUCUUUUUUUGAAAGAGGGAAGGGGGUGUUGAAACAAAGCCGUUGAUGGGCAAGCAAUCGGGAGAGAGAUUAGGGACGCUAGAGAUAAAGGAGGCUGCCUGGGAGGGGGGAGGUAAAAGCCCAUGGAUCCUCAGGAUUUUUGCAUUGAGUCACCCCAAAUUCACCAUCAGAUCAUGUAGCAUGUCCAUGGUUUUAGCAUUGUGCUACCCCAAACUCACUGUCAAAUCACAUGUUUGUGGCCACAGCAUGAACCACAAAAAUCAUACAUCCACUGUUUUGUUCAGACUAUAUUUUUUCUUGUUUUCGUCCUCUAAAAACUAGGUGCAUCUUAUGGUCAGGUGCGUCUUACGGAGCGAAAAAUAUGGUAUGCAGUCAUACCUCGGAUUGAAGUAGCUUCGGGUUGAGCAUUUUCGGGUUGCGCUCUGCGGCGACCAGGAAGUAACGGAGCGCGUUACUUCCGGGUUUCGCCCCAUGCGCAGAUGCCCAAAAUGACGUCACACGCAUGCACGGAAACGGCAAAUCGUGACCCGCAUAUGUGCAGACGCGGGUUCCGUUCUGCUCUGGAUGCGACCGAGGCUCUGGAACGGAUCCUGUUUGCAUCCAGAGGUACCACUGUAUAACCUACAGCUGUCUUCCCCACCCUGGGGCUGUCCAGCUGUGUUGGACUACAACCCCCAUGAGCCAGAGUGUCGCAUCGACUGUGCCGGCAGGAGCUGAUGGGAGUUGUAGUCUGAAGCAGCUAUGCAAAGGCCCCCCAGGGGUUGGAAAAGCCUGGCUUUUCUAGACAGCGCUGGAAUAUUUUGGAUCGCUGAAAGGGCCCGGCUUCAUAUUUUCGUUUUCUCUCUCUCUCUUGCCGCAGCAUUUGUGACAGAGCUACGGAAGCGGGGGUCUCCUUAGUGCAACCCCCCCACAAGAAAGAAAGAAAGAAACACCCCCCCCAACUUGCCGGUGCCUCCUGGAGCCAGCAGUUCAAUCCUCCGAAACGUGCAGGAAAGAAUAAAAGCGGAAGAAGAUAAAAAGAACGAACUUGAUCACCCCUUUUCUCCCCACGCCCCACCCCACAAACGCACCAGAUGAGCUCCACACAAAACACACACACACACACCUUUUCCCAUCGGUCCCAGGCCCCCGCUGUGCAAUUUCCGGGGAGGGGGGAAAGGAGAAUCUGUGGCAGCCCCCCCCUCCAGGAAGGGCAGGACCCCACCUGUGCCUUACCCACAGCAAUAGCAGCACCCCUCCUUCGUCCUCUGCUUCCUCCCCGCCCCACCCUCCACAACGAGGGGCUUGUUCCCGCGGGAGGUGUGCAAGGGGGGGUGCGUUUCCCUGGUGGAACUGGCUCCUCCCCCCCCUCCCGCCACCACUUAACACUGUGCCAUUCCCAGAGAGGGCUAGACUCUCCAUCACCCGCAAAUCAUCCUUUCUCACGCUUGGACCAAGACGCCUGUGUCUGUUUUUUCUUUCUCUCCUCCGCCCCCCCCCCCAAAAAACCCCCCAUGGCAUGGGAAGGGGGGGCAGGCAGCCCAGCCAGGCACCCUCAGACGUUUUGGGGGGGCCAGGCAGUGGCGCGAGAAACACCUGUUUUUCCUGGGCUUCAGGGAAUCGCAUCAGCUUAACCAAACCGGAGAAGUUUCCUUUCCUUUGAAGGUAGUGGUCAGCAAGUGGGUAGCCCCAAAGGCCAAACCUGCCCUGACUUUCCUGAACUUCCUUCCUCUCCCAAAUCAGCAACAUUUCCCUUUUUAGCUAAGGCAGCAGGUCUCUCAGACCCUUCCUUCUUCCAGACACGAUGCCAGGGGUUGGGUUUGCGAUAAGGGGACCAAGGAACAAAACAAAGGUGGCCAGAACCUUCUCUGUAGUUUGGGGGCGCAGUUAUAUAUUUUUCCCAGCGGAAGGUUAACAAACCACAGCGUUCCCACUGCUGGUAAUUUGACCCGGGCCAAAUUCCGGCCACCUAGUUGCCAACCACAACCUUUUUAUUUUUAAAAAGGCACCCUUACUUGCAAUGCAUGCCCCGCCUCGCUAGUCAUGCGUGCCCAUCCCUGGAAGAUGGACCACUUUGCUGAAAAGGACAGCUUCCACGGCCCCCUCCCGAAAUAAUAAUAAUUACCACCCCACUUCCUAGUAGCUUUUCUCAUUUCACAUGUUCUCUCUUGCUGGGCUCAUUCUGAAAAAAAUAUUUUACUCAACCCCACCCACUCACCCAUCUCUCUGCUCUCACCUCUCUGGGUAAUGAUUUGUUUUUAUUUUUAAUAAUAAUAAAAAAAGAGGAUUUCGCUCCCCUCUGCCUCCUAUCGGGAAGCGCCGAGGGGAAAGCAAGGCAGGGUUCUUGGCUUUUCUACUGAGCUGUAAUUUUUUGACUUUUGUUAUUUUUUUGUCUAGCUGGAUGGAAUAUUAUAUUUUGAUUUUUUUAAUUAUUAUUAUUAUUAUUAUUAUUAUUACUGAACUGCCGGGUAUUUCUGCCCACCCUCUGGCCUCACCGCACAUGUUCACCUGCAAAUCGGCACUAGGGUCUUGGGCACACGCACCAAACUUCUCUAGGAAUAAAUCUUUUCCUUUUUUGUAAAAUUGCAAAAAAAA
Messenger RNA from Podarcis lilfordi (Lilford's wall lizard), 43686 nucleotides. The record is from the annotation of a GenBank genome assembly. Lineage: Eukaryota; Metazoa; Chordata; Lepidosauria; Squamata; Lacertidae.